AUGGCGACCGCCGUGGCUGCUGAUAGCCCAGCUCGUGCCGUGCAGUCGGAGAUUGACGUGCUGCAGGCGGAUCUGCACCGCAACGUUGGCAGACUCGUUGUGGGCGGAAACGUGAAGAAGAACGUCCACUACGAAGCACGCCACGCCGUGAUUUCCCAGGCCAUUGCGGAUGGGAAGCUCCCNCGAACCUUCUGGGCGGACGCCAUCAUUGCAGUCCUCGAAACACCAGGCGCAGAUGCUGCAGCUGACGGGCGGCUGCUCGGCACGUAUGACGUCGCACUGCUGCGGGAAUACCUGAAGGAUAUGAAGGUGACUUAUACAGAGGUGGGUGUCAGGGUGACACUGGUGUUCGCGCCAAAUCCCUUUUUUGAAGAGACAGAGCUGUGGGGUGAGGAGCGGCAGCUGGACAAGGGGGAGCGAAAAGAUAAGGGCGAGGAGGACGAUGGUGAUAAUGAUGAUGAUGACGACGACGACGUCUGCUGUUUCUCUGGCAUCACAUGGAAGCCUGGCCACGGCCCUGACCUCGAUGAAGAAGAAAACGAUGAUGAGGGCCACCAUAAAGCUAAUAAUAAUAAUAAUAAUACUAAUAAGGACAAGGAUGCUGAAGAUGGGGGCAGAAAGCGCGAGCGGUCAGAGACUAGUACGCGUGGGUGGAGUUUCCUUGAUGUGUUCAGUGCAAUGCUGCCGCACCCCGAGGAGGACGAGGAGCUUGACGAGGAGGACGACGACGAGCUCGCUGACGCCGUGGAGAGGUGGGAAGCGGAGAUGGACGAUCGCAAGGAUCUGCUAAUGACGCUGGUGGAGGAGGUCUGGAUGAACCCUGUCGCCGCACUGACGAAGGGGAAGGGCAGCAAGAAGGGGGAUGCGGGCGAAGCGGUGGAGAGCGGCUCGGCAGCGAAGCGCGCCAAGACGGAGUGA
Molecule: messenger RNA, 918 nt
Organism: Trypanosoma grayi
Lineage: Eukaryota; Euglenozoa; Kinetoplastea; Trypanosomatida; Trypanosomatidae
Exons: 1
Coding region: 1-918 (305 amino acids)
Biological process (GO): nucleosome assembly
Cellular component (GO): nucleus; chromatin
Molecular function (GO): chromatin binding; histone binding
Source: RefSeq, a predicted model, not a curated record